This is a messenger RNA of Scomber scombrus (Atlantic mackerel), 1959 nucleotides long. It is a transcript of the gene tnfrsf11a, whose product is annotated as tumor necrosis factor receptor superfamily, member 11a, NFKB activator. The record is from RefSeq and is a predicted model, not a curated record. Bases 1 to 1959 code for a protein of 652 amino acids. The transcript has 11 exons. Gene Ontology annotation, cellular component: external side of plasma membrane. Gene Ontology annotation, molecular function: tumor necrosis factor receptor activity; cytokine binding. NCBI's taxonomy places the organism in Eukaryota, Metazoa, Chordata, Actinopteri, Scombriformes, Scombridae. Gene Ontology annotation, biological process: positive regulation of bone resorption; ossification; lymph node development.
AUGAGGCUGAACCUUUCAACGAUUUGGAUAUUCCGUGGCUGGAUAACAUGUGUCAUUGUCACCUUUUACGCACAGAACGGAGUCUCCAAAUCUCUUCAGUGUGAUGAUAAACAUUAUCUAAAAGGCUCCAAAUGCUGUGCCAAGUGUAAACCAGGCUACCGUUUGUUUUCUGAGUGCAAUGGUUCCAACGAGACACAAUGUAUUAAAUGUGCCCGUGGAGAAUACCAGCCCGGCUGGACUCAAGAGACGCGCUGUCUUCAGCAGAAGUUCUGUGAUCCAGGUAAGGGCUUCAUGCCAAGGCCUGAAAACCUUGAGGCAGAGGAACCAUGUCGCUGCCAUCCUAACUUCCAGUGCUUUCCCAUCAACUGCGAGUACUGUGAGAGGAUGCCCACCUGCCAAACUGGUCAUGGACUCGAGUUGGACCCUGAGUCAACUAACGGAAGGAAGAUUUGUGUUCCGUGUAAGAAAGGCUUCUUCUCUGCUGACAACAGUGCUGAACAAUGCAAACCAUGGACUAAUUGUAAGGCUGAGGCCAGGAGUGAAAAACGGCCAGGCGGCGCUCAGACUGACGCAGUGUGUGGACCACAUGUCACUAGUGCAGCACCCUCCUGGGUUCUAGUUUCAUUGCUGUCAGUCAUCACUGUUCUCUGUUUGCUCAUCCUGCUCCUCUUCUGCUACAAGGACAAACUGAAAUUACUCUCUGUAAAUCUGCGCUCCUGUGUUCAGAAUCUGAAGAGGACUAGAAUACAACAGGAGACCUUGGCCCCUCUUUACCACAGCGGAGCAGCAGGAGGAUUAGGAGGCGGCCCAGGAAAUACCAAAUGUACACCAUGUGAGACGUCCAAACUCAUUUGCCAAGCCCCCCACAACCCUGCUGAUGAGACCCCAUGUACCUAUCCCACCACUGUUACAGAUGUGAAGGUGUCACUGCCCCUAACAGGGAAUAUGACAGAGAAAGAAGGGAUAAAGGGGAAGACAGUGAUGGAAGAACAGAGCGAAAGGUCUGGGGAACCUGAGGAGGUGUCUGAAGAAGAGGAAAUUGUGAGUGUGUCUCCACUGUUGGCAGGCUCUUGUCUGUGUGUAAUGUCGGCACGUGAGCCACUGGAAGUAGGAGAGAAUGAGGACUGUAGCCAGGCUGUCAGCUCUGGGAUUCCCAGAAACUGCUUCUGUGGAGGGCUGGAUGCAGAUGAGAGGGGGAAAGAGGAAAAAAAAAAGGUUAAUCUGUACAAGAGUGAGACAAGUGUUUCAUCUCUUGUCUCUUUGUCUCCUCCUCUCCACCACACCUCCUCUGUAAUCCCACCAUCCAGCCCACAUCCUGAACUCUGCCUGCCGUUGUCUCAGGCUCAGGCAAGGCCAGAGUUCAAACCCCACCUGAAAGACAGGUCACUAGGGAAACAGGAGGAAUUAUAUAGACUCGUAAGCACAGACUCCUCCUCCACAGUGAAUAGCACCCCCAGUGCAGCUUCUGUGAUGACUUCAGUCAGCCCUUUGAUGACGUCCUCAUCUGUCGGAGAUCUCUAUAUGGACAAGCCCAUGGAGUCCUCAAGCCAGGAGCACGGCCAGGGACUUUCCUGGGGUGACAGCAGAGGAAACAAGCUCUCUUCUGGGGACUCGGAGCUGGAAUGCCCACCUGAGAGUCUUCAGAGUCAGCUGGCAGAACCAACUCUUACCUCAGGUCAGGUGUCUGGGAACAACAACACCACCUUCAUCUCCAGCGGUCAGGUGAUGAACUUCAGCAGUGACGUCAUCGUCGUCUAUGUCAGCCAGACAUCUUUUGGCAGUGAUGGGGCAGAGCUGGACGAUGCAUUCGGUAGCCCCGUCCAGGAAGAGGCCAGUGAGACAGCUCAGUUUUUCGAGAGUAGUCUGAGGUCACCAGGGGACUCCAUUACCCACAGCACCUUGCAAGAAGAGACACUGCUUGUCCGAGAAGUGAUGGAGGAGCGGCCACGUGGAAAGUGA